Messenger RNA from Cordyceps fumosorosea ARSEF 2679, 1146 nucleotides. RefSeq names its product endosomal peripheral membrane protein. The record is from RefSeq and is a predicted model, not a curated record. The transcript has 3 exons. The coding region runs from base 1 to 1146 and encodes 381 amino acids. NCBI's taxonomy places the organism in Eukaryota, Fungi, Ascomycota, Sordariomycetes, Hypocreales, Cordycipitaceae.
AUGGCGAACUUCAGCAACGAAGUUCGCUCCGUUGAAACUGCUGCAUCCCGACUCUUUGAGAGUACAAUUGACUUCCCUGACGAGCAGUUCGCCCAGGUAAUUCAAGCCAUUUGUGGACUCUUGACCGUACAGAAUUCUUCAGAGAGCCCCUCGGUGCAGCCGCAAGCAAAAGUGCCACUGAAGCCUGGCCAAGGUCAUCACCGAAGGGUACUUAGUUUCUCCAAUCAAACAGUCACGGAUACCAACCAAGAACUUCUAUUCGCUUUAGCGAAACUUGGUGAAAUUGCAUCUAUCAAUUCAGAAAGGCUAUUGACGAGCGACCCGGAUAAGUCUGGCUGGGAUUUACUUGUUGCUCAACUUGGCGCCACCCUGGACUCGACUACGAUGAGUACCCCCGUCCGUAUCAGAGCAGCGGAAGUUUUAGCGAGAUUCAUGCUUGAAUCUGGCAGUAUUGCAGCUGGUCUUUCAGAGGAUCUACGUGGCUCCAUCCAACUGCGUCUUCUUGAGGGGUUGCGUGAUUCGCUCACAGCACUGCGAGGUAAGAAACGAGAGGACUCUGUUGCUGGUAAUGCGACGGAUCUGGAGAUCCAUCGGGUCAUUCUCGAAGGCCUUCGCCAAAUUCUGGAGAAUUAUGGUGAGAGCUUGGUAGAAGGCUGGGAUGUUGCCUUUGAUAUCAUUGGCAGUGUGUUUGUGACCACAGAUACAAUCCCGGAGGAUAAGAGAGACUCGAGCAAAGCAGUUGGAACGCGUUCAUCGAAGCUCGUCCGCUCUGCAUUCGGCUCACUGCAACUGAUAUGCUCUGACUUUUUGGCGUCGCUUCCUAAUGGGUGCUUCUUGAUCCUCGUCGAUGCUCUGUACAAUUUCAGUUCGCAAGAUGACGAUUUAAAUAUUGCUUUGACGACUGUUACUUUCUUCUGGAUGCUUUCCGACUUUUUAUCCGGUCGUUCGAAGUCGCUAGAAAUCACCGAGGAGCUGAUGAAAGGUGUUGGUUCUACGAGCUUAGUAAAUCUGGCCGAGAACAGUGAGGACAAAAACUCUUCUGCGGCGCUGUGGCUGUUGUUGCUACAGCGUCUCACCGCCAGGCAUGGUCUAUGUGUACCAAAUCUGUCUUGUUUAGACUUCUGUCAUCACUUCAGGAGGAACUAG